Messenger RNA from Jatropha curcas, 582 nucleotides. The record is from RefSeq and is a predicted model, not a curated record. Lineage: Eukaryota; Viridiplantae; Streptophyta; Magnoliopsida; Malpighiales; Euphorbiaceae.
AUGGAUGGAGACUCAAGCUCUGGUGAUACUACAGCUUCUUCUGUUCCUAGAUGUUAUGUAUGUACUAUUUGUUUCAGGGUUUUUCCUUCUGGUCAAGCCUUAGGUGGGCACCAAAAUGCUCACCAAUAUGAGAGAUCACUUAGGAAAAACAUUCCAAAUAUUUUAGGAGCAGUCCUAAAUCAUCCUCUUCCAGACGACGACGACGACGACGAUGAUGAUCUGGCUUUGACUGGAUCUAAUUUCUCUGGCCAACAUCCGUCAUCUGGAACCUCGCCAGGGUUGAACAUGCAAGCUGAUGGAUCCCAGACCGAGAAAGGGAAAGGUGCUCAGAACCCAGUUGAUCAGUCUAAAGUAAAAAAUGGAUAUCAUCCUUAUCAAAAACCAGUUGAGGAAGAGACUCGUCGAAAGCUUCUUACGAAGAAUUUAUUAGGAGAAUUGAAACCAGUGCAUCAACUCAAGGAAGGAGAAGGAGAAGGAGAAAGAGAAAGAGAAGGGUUAGAGAAAAACUCCUCUGGUGUUGAUCUUGAACUUAGUUUGAAGAGGAAAGAGUGUUUAGACCUGGAAUUGAAGCUAGGGUUUUAA